This is a messenger RNA of Enterobius vermicularis (human pinworm), 467 nucleotides long. Lineage: Eukaryota; Metazoa; Nematoda; Chromadorea; Rhabditida; Oxyuridae. The record is from the annotation of a GenBank genome assembly.
CAGAGUGUCUAAAAAGCCUUUCAGAUAUUUCUCUUGAUUUUUGCUUUUCAAUUCCUCUCUAUAUCAUUUUUCUACCGCCGCACCAAAGGCCCCCACCAGCAGCCAGUCCUUCCCCCACCACUCAGUUAGAGACGGAAGAUUCUCAGUUCUUUCAGGAUGCGCAGCAAGUCAAAACUACCCCAAACUCUCAAGGCACUGUGCUGACAAUGGCUGGUUUAUUUGUGGUUGGUGUCAUUUUGAUGCUCAGUGGUGUGAUAGUUUUAUGUCAGCAUUCCGAAACGUUAUUCAUCAUAACUGGGUGUCUAUUUCUCGGAACUGGUUUCACGAUGUUAUUUGUAUGUGCUCUUCUGCAAAGAAAAAAUAUUACAAAGUGCAUCCUUCACAUGAACAGCGAUUAUUAUUUUGCAAACCCCAAUACGACUCAUCCAUGGAAUAUCUUAUUUGAAGAACCUAGAAUUCAAAAAUAA